This is a messenger RNA of Marasmius oreades (fairy-ring Marasmius), 1131 nucleotides long. RefSeq lists its product as uncharacterized. Bases 1 to 1131 code for a protein of 376 amino acids. NCBI's taxonomy places the organism in Eukaryota, Fungi, Basidiomycota, Agaricomycetes, Agaricales, Marasmiaceae. The record is from RefSeq and is a predicted model, not a curated record. The transcript has 9 exons.
AUGAGGCCAGUGAUUACCAAUAAUGGGGGCUGUUCAUGGAUUCAGGAUAAUGUUUUUAAUGUUCAAAGAGACAACGGUCAAGAUCUCAAAGAGGCUCUUCUCGAGGCUAUAGACACGACCGCCAACAUGGUUUGGGCAGAUGAACCGAUGAAUCAAGCAAAAUCAAAUGUUGUUGGUAGUACUAGGGGUUCAGCAGGAGAGCCACCGCAGAAGGAAAGCAUUGACAUCAUUGGAGACUUCGACGGCGAUGAUAAUCUCAUCUUUAACGUUGAAUUUUUUAUCCGAAGUAUGGCUGCUCUCGGUGACUAUUUCGGUUCUACAAGUGGCAUAUACAGAGCCACUGCAGAACGAGUGCAGAAUCUGCUCUCGGAGGUCACGCCAGACAACGUGAUAGAACCAACACAGAGCCUUCCAAUGAUCUUCAACUCCUGGUUGCGUGGUACCGUUUCAGCGUAUCCCAACGGCUGCACUUCCCGUGCCAAUAACAUCUGGAACUACUAUCGGCAACAUAUGGGAUCCGUUGCUCAACAACAGCAAACCAACGUCCCUAUGUGCUUCGCAGUGUACGACAAUUAUGCCAGGUUAGGUGUACCAUUCAACCCGUCAAGUUUCACCUACCAGAAUCUGGUACCUACUCCACCGCGACACCCCGGAUGCAACGUACCCGGUACAAAAGGAACUGUAGGAUACUUUGUACAGAAUAACUUUGUCACUCACUUAACUGGUCAGAGAGUCAUGGGUGCUGGAAACACGGAUUUCUAUGCUCUCGGUUCGGGUGAUCGCCUCUCGCCUGGUCAAUCACGCUGGCAAGCUGUCGAUUUCGGAACCAUCCCCGGUACAUCUUCCUCUUGUGCAAACGUAUACGCCGUGAACGACUUUCCCCCCACCACUGCCCAACCGGCUGUCACCGUCAAUAUUGCAUUCCAAUGUGGAACAGCGACGGGUAAACAAAAUGCCAACUUUGCGUUCGUGUUGAAUGGUCAGGCAAUGGGAUGCGCGAAAUAUGAAACUGGCCAUGCAGGAGGAACGACCGUGACAAUUUUGUGUGCAGUCAACCAAGGGAGUGCUUUAGCCUGUGCGCAAGCAUCCGGCGGGAAUGGUGCUACUAUCCAGAUGGCAUUUGUACCUUGA